AUCUCUGAACUCUGAGUAUCUGGCGCUGCUGUUGCUGUUUGGGUUUUCGUUUGUUUGACUCUGGGUCUGGACGACUACUGCUUGUGCUCGUUUUGUAAGGCUGAUGGCUGUUCUGUGUUCUGUCUGGCUGGCUAGCUUUUCGGCUUUCUCAGCAUAAGCCUCUGUAAAGGCAAAUUAGUGUAGUGUUUGUGUUGCACAGUCAUAUAGGACGCGUGAAUCUACAUCACAUCAUCGUAGUAUAUUUAUUUUAUUUACGAACAUAUCUAAGGACAGACAGGCUACAGUCUACAGUCAGUCCUUAAGGUUUUUGGUUUUCUGUUGAUACGUUGUUUUUUUUUGCCUCCUGUUUUAUACUUUAUUUGCGUCUUAUUCGAGAUUAUAUCGCCGGUCUUCAGAGACGUGCUCUUCCAAAAAAAAACAAAAAACAUUUUUGGUCAUAGUGAUAAGAUUUGAUUUUUUUAUUUGCAAACGAAUCAUAGUCGAGUCGAAGUGGAGUGGUUUCUGUGGUAGACCUAUUCUGUCUCAGAAACAAGAUAAGUUUUGUGUUGACAUUUAUUUUUGUUAUCAAUUUUGACAGCGUUGCGCUACAAAAUCAGAUAAACAAACUAUAAAAUAGACCGGUUGAACGAAAGAAUUAUUAUUGUUUGUGACUCGUACAUUGUUUUGCUCUGAUGACUUUCCACAAUCAUACCGAACUUUUAUGAAUGAGAUGAUCAAUAGUGAAUAACAAUAAUACACCUAUUGGGAACACAAUUAUCUAUCAAUGGAAUCUUUAUGAUAUGAGUGGCAAUAUACAGAACUUAUACUUAUCAAACCGGAAAAAACUAUUCGAUACUGAUUGAGACAUUUUCUUCUUCAAAACAAACAAAUACAAAACUCUGAGACAAGAUGAUUAAGGUCUUGGGAAGUUUGAAAGUAUAUCUUAAAAUACAAGAUAUUCAUACGGAUAAUGCAAUAUUUCGUUUGCAUAAUUCAUUCACAACGGCAUUGUUGCUGAUGUGCAGUCUAAUCAUUACCGCUACACAAUAUGUAGGUAAUCCAAUUAGUUGCAUUGUCAGUGGCAUUCCGGUGCAUGUGGUGAAUACUUUUUGCUGGAUUUCCAGUACGUUUACGAUGCCGGAUGCUUUUCGAAGACAGGUCGGAACCGAAGUUGCUCAUCCUGGUAUUGCUAACGAUUUUGACGAUGAACAAGCCAAGAAGUUCUACACCUACUACCAGUGGGUUUGCUUCGUACUCUUUUUCCAAGCAGCUGCAUGCUACACGCCGAAAUUUAUUUGGGAUCAUUUCGAAGGUGGAUUGUUACGUUCCAUUGUCAUGGGCUUGAAUUUAACAAUUUGCACAAAAGAAGAAAAAGAAGCUAAACGAGACGCAAUUUUGGACUAUUUAAUUAAACAUGUCAAGCGCCAUAAAAUGUAUGUUGCUCGUUAUUGGGCAUGUGAAGCUCUUUGCCUUUUCAAUAUCAUUAUUCAAAUGUAUCUUAUGAACAAAUUCUUCGAUGGAGAAUUUAUGACUUAUGGUACCCGAGUCAUGGGUCUAUUGGAUACCCCCCAGGAACAACGUGUCGAUCCAAUGGUUUAUGUAUUUCCCAGAGUCACCAAGUGUAUAUUCCAUAAAUUUGGUGCAUCUGGAACAUUGCAAAAACACGAUUCACUUUGCAUUCUGCCACUCAAUAUUGUCAACGAAAAAACAUACGUUUUCAUUUGGUUUUGGUUUGUCAUAAUGACAAUACUUUUAUUUGGACUUAUGAUAUUCAGAGGAAUUAUAUUUUUCAUGCCCAAGUUACGUCCACGUAUUUUGCAUUCUCGUAACCGCAUGAUCCCAAUCGAAACUUGUCGUUCUUUAUCUCGAAAGCUAGAACUGGGAGACUGGUGGCUCAUCUACAUGCUUGGACACAAUCUAGACCCUGGUGUAUACAAGGACGUUAUGGGUGAAUUUGCUAAGCAAGUUGAACCCGAAAACCAAUAUUAUCACUCGAAAAAAAACUUGGGAUAAGAAAUUGAUGAACAUACAAUAUGGCUGCCUUUUGAUGAAACGGAAACGAAAAAGUUUCUUAUCUUUAUUCGAAAACACACCCCAUCACGUAACGUAGUGCUAAUUAGAAGCAGUUUUUAGUUCUGUGAUUAAGAUAAAUAUUAUUUUAUAUAUAAAUAGUCGAAGAAAAUAGGGAAAUCAAACAAAAAGUUUUAACCUAUUUUGGUAUUUUUUUUUUGUAUGCAAUGAUCACAACUCGAAUCGAGAAGAAUUUAAAUUUUUAUAAAUAUUUAAGAAUUCUUUACUACUAUAUAACUUUAUUUAAAUUUAAUU
Molecule: messenger RNA, 2304 nt
Organism: Eupeodes corollae
Lineage: Eukaryota; Metazoa; Arthropoda; Insecta; Diptera; Syrphidae
Gene: ogre
Product: innexin inx1
Exons: 6
Coding region: 889-1992 (367 amino acids)
Cellular component (GO): gap junction; plasma membrane
Molecular function (GO): gap junction channel activity
Source: RefSeq, a predicted model, not a curated record